AUGGCUGAUAGAGUGGUUGAUUGCCUGGAACUUGAGAAGGAUAUACUUGAAUUGAUAUUGAUGAGAUUAAGGGUUAUUGUUGAUUUCAUCAACUUUGGUGCUGUAUGUAAGACAUGGCGCUCUGUCUUUUUAGAAAAUCGUCACCGUCUAUCUCAUCUCCGCCACAUCCUUAUAAUUCCCAGUAACGAAAAGAAAGAAUUUCAGGACUUCUUCAGACUCUCAAAGAAGCAUUUCUUGACCCAUCGACUCGAGGAAAAUGGUAAAUGGUGCGUUGGAUCUUCAGAGGACUGCCUUAUAAUGAUAGACUUCCUACUCAACAUCUCCCUUGUGAAUCCUUUUACCAAAACUGAGACGCCCCUUCCCCGCCUUACCUCCUUAUCUGACAUCUUUAGCAUCCGUGAGACGGGCACUGGUACCAUUGAGUACACACGCAACAUGCGAGCCCCCAUUCCUGGGACCUGCACCUUAUUCCACUUUACGCCUAAGGCGUAUGUGCAGAAGGCCGUCAUGGCUGGACCCUACGUGUUUGCCAUUCUCGGCUACAACUAUGUGAUAGGCUUUUGCAGGCGAGACAGUUACACGUGGACCCACGUGGGGGAUGUUUUAUUCCCGCUUGGUUUCGACGACCUUGUCUGCUAUAACGGCAACUUCUAUGCCGUUGAUAAAUAUGGGCAUGUUGUGGUUGUUGACGUGAGUGGGCCUCACCCCACCAUAACGAAGGUCGCUACAGCUAUUGGUGGAGGCAUUGAGUCGUGUAAGAAGUAUCUAGUAGAAUCUUAUGGAGAAUUGCUAAUGGUUGGGAGGAGAAUCGAUAAAAUGAAGUACCCUCGGUGGACUUACGGCUUUUUGAUUUUAAGGGUGGAUCUGAAUAAACACGUGUGUUUCCCUUUAGAAGCUUUGGGAGAUCGUAUGCUGUUUUUGGGGGAGAAUCAGUCAAUGUCUCUCUUUACUCGGGACUUCCCCGGAUGUGAAAGGAACUGCAUUUAUUUUAUCGAUGAACAUGAAACGGUUAAGCCAUAUUAUAUCCUUGACGGCUACCUUCGUGUAUACAAUCUAGAGUUUGGGAGCAUAAAGCCACUCUACAAGAGGGAUUGGAACUGGAACUGGCUGUCGCAAUGGCCCAUCUGUUUCACACCCAAACCUUGGUAA
Messenger RNA from Magnolia sinica, 1149 nucleotides. Its product is annotated as F-box protein SKIP23-like. Bases 1 to 1149 code for a protein of 382 amino acids. The record is from RefSeq and is a predicted model, not a curated record. Gene Ontology annotation, molecular function: protein binding. NCBI's taxonomy places the organism in Eukaryota, Viridiplantae, Streptophyta, Magnoliopsida, Magnoliales, Magnoliaceae. The transcript has a single exon.